GGAACACUCCCACUAGAAGGGGUUGUUUUUGUAUUAAGUAGGAAGUAUUAUUAAUUGUUAGGUCUAAUAAUUUUCCUAAUUCCAACCACUCCGGGACACAAGCAAAAAUUCUGAAACGAUUUUGCAGACAAAAAUACUGAAACGAUUUUGCUUAUCGAAAUUCUCUCAACUCUCCGAACAAAUUCACCCAUCAAAUCGCUGCUGCUUCAGUGUUUCUGGUCUUUAAGAACUUGCUCCGUGUAGUCCUCUGAUGGGUGCACCUAAACAAAAGUGGACUCCGGAAGAAGAAGCUGCUCUCAAAGCUGGUGUGCUUAGGCAUGGGCAGGGGAAAUGGCGCACGAUUCUCAAGGAUCCAGAUUUCAGUGGAGUUCUGUAUCUGCGUUCAAAUGUUGAUCUAAAGGACAAGUGGAGAAACAUGAGUGUCAUGGCAAAUGGGUUUGGAUCUAGAGAGAAGGCAAGGUUAGCUCUAAAAAAGAUGCAUCAAGCCCCUAAACAGGAUGAUAUCCCAAAAACACUAGCCAAUGUUGAAGCUCGAAGUGAUGAAGAUACAAGUGAAGCCAAGCCCAUUGCAACUUCCUGUGGUUCUCCAUUGGCUGGUGGUUCAAGAAAAUCUAUCAUAAGAUUGGACAAUCUUAUCAUGGAUGCCAUAAACAACUUAAAAGAGCCUGGUGGUUCCAACAAGGCUUCUAUCUCUGCUUACAUUGAGGACCAAUACUGGGCUCCUCCAGAUUUUAAAAGAUUAUUGUCUGCAAAAUUGAAGUAUUUGACUGCAACAGGGAAACUUGUUAAGAUGAAACGGAAGUAUACAAUAGCAAUGACUUUAAUAUCAUCUGAGAUAAGAAACCCUCCCAUUUUGCUAUUGGAGGGGAGACAGAAAUCAUCACCUAAACAACAGACCGACUCAAAGUUAUCCAAGAUGAGGAGCGCAACUCGUGAAGAGGCGGCAGAAGCUGCUGCCAGAGCUGUUGCCGAAGCUGAAGCUGCUAUAGCAGAAGCUGAAGAGGCUGCAAGGGCGGCAGAAGCAGCAGAAACCGAAGCUGAAGCAGCCCAAGCCUUUGCAGAAGCUGCAAUGAAGACUCUUCAGUGGAGACCCUCUCCUAGGAUGAUGAUCCGUGCUUGAUUGGUUUGCAAAAGGGCGGUGUACAGUCAUGAUCUGUGAGCACUCACUCACCUCCUGGACGCCAUAUUCUCUCCGUGGAUGUAAAUAGUGCAACUAUAUCGUUUGGUCGAACCCAUUUUAAGCCACCAAACUUGGCUUGCUGGCCCUAUUGAGUCACUCCAAUAGAAAGCUUAAAGCUCCAUCAAACCCUUUUAUUUUUUUCAUCUCCAUCUCAUUCAUUCAUACAACACCUUCCCAAAAUGUUCAAAAUGAAAUGUUUGCCAAGUUGUCCAAAAGGAUGGCAUGCGAAGGGCGAGCUAAGCUAGUCCAGAAUCAAGAAAACCAAGCCAACCCAAACUCAGUCAUAGUGGGUGAUUUGUUCAGUGAUUGUUUAUGAAUUAUUGUAUUGGAUGAAGUGAAGACUGAAGGGCGUGAAUAUUGACAGCUUUUUGUAUCUCAAUCAAUUUUAAUGUGUCAC
This is a messenger RNA of Cuscuta campestris, 1577 nucleotides long. The record is from the annotation of a GenBank genome assembly. NCBI's taxonomy places the organism in Eukaryota, Viridiplantae, Streptophyta, Magnoliopsida, Solanales, Convolvulaceae.